UAUCCGAUCUGAGAUGGACUCACAUGGAGAAGAGGACCUUGGGCGCACGGCGGAGGCCUUGUGUUUGGAGGUCAGGCCUCUGCAGAGGGACAGACUUGGAACCAGACUAGCCCACAGGAAGACUUUCAGUCUGGACUACACAAAUGCCCACCAGGUAGUUCAUUACAGGGGGCAAAACUCCCCACGAGGAUACUCUGAUCUGCACUUUCCAGACUGUGAUCUCCAGGCAGGGCAUAUGCUGAGGUCCACAGCCAGCCAACAGGCCUCCACAUCCCCAUGCCAUAGGACAAGCCCUCCUCCCUAUGGCAGGACUGUGAUGCUUUCGAGGAGGUCUGAUCUAGAUCCUGUUAUGUCGGAUAUUAUUAGAGGCUCACGCAUCUCUCGUGAGGAUCAGGAAGCAGGCAGCUCCUUCAACCGCAGAGCUCCUCUGAUGUCUCUCAGCAGCUCUGAGGAGGAACAGGAGGCUGGAGAACAGGCUGGCAGAGCUCCAGCAGGGCUCAGCAUGACUUCAUCCCUGCUAACACCCACUCCCACUGGGGAACGCAGGCUGGGUAAGAGAGAGAGGAAGCAACUGAAGAGCCUGAGGAGGAGACAGAGGAGGAGAGAGCUCUGCAAACAGAGCCAGCAGCAGGAGAACGUGCAGAGCUCUACAGGGAACCCAUCUAGCAGUAGUGAGGACGAGGAGCUGCCCGGCCGGGAUCGUGAAGGCUAUAUCUGUGCUGUGUGUCUGGAUGUCUACUUCAGUCCCUACAUGUGCCAUCCCUGCAGCCACGUCUUCUGUGAGCCUUGUCUGCGGACACUGGCCAAGAACUGCCCCACCAACACACCCUGUCCAUUGUGCAGAACCACCAUAACACACGUCUUCUUCCAGAAAGAACUGAACCAAACAGCCCGUACAUUCUUCCCAAAGGAAUACCUGUCUCGGAAGCAGAAUUUCCAGAAAGCGGGCUGUGCAAAAUGGCCUCUUCCAAGCUGCCGUAAACUAUUUCGAAUUUUUGGAGGCUUUCGAAGGCAGGCAAAUCCAAUCGGCAGACGGCAGUUCCCUCACGGGGGCUACCGGCUUGAUGCCUUCAACUUUGAGGAUGAUUCGCAUGGCUGGCGAUUUGACAUGGACAUGGUGAUCAUCUAUAUAUACUCCGUCAACUGGGUCAUUGGCUUCAUUAUCUUCUGCUUCUUCUGCUAUUUCUUCUUCCUCUCUUUUUAAAGAGAAAGCACAGGGAAACUGUCUGCGGUGUUUCAGAUCUUUAGGAAAAUACCAAAGUCGUCAAGAAGAGAAUCUCCUUGCACUGCAGCUGUUUCUGAACUAUGUGUAGGAAACACCAACCAGUCACAGAGACAAAUGAAUUCAUACAGCUAAAACUCAAGAGUGUGAUGGUUCAUUUACUGUAAAGAUGAAUCAUGAAUUUUGAGUUUGUGGUUUGCCUGAUAUCUGUUUGCUUUUAAACAGAAUUUUGGCUGACUGCGUGCAUGGAGAAGCUUUGCAUGGAUAAUCACAAGUGGACUAUUCAUUUCACUACAAGUUGUAUUCACAUGCUGUAUUUUCAUGUGAAUAAACUUGUAAAAGGUCUUCUCUAGAGGUUUGUAAACUAUCCAUAACUAUGGGUCAGCUGCUAAACUAUUCAUAAAAUAUGCAGAGAAUAAUAACAGUUCAUUAGUUUUUAACGUUUCCUGCUUGCUUUUCCAGAAUUUGUAAAUUAGCCAUAAAGGUUCUUUGUCUGGUCUCAAUACCUAAUACUCAGUUUGUUGUCUUAGAUAGACUUUUGCCACACAAUUUAUAUUCUCUCUCUCUCUCAGCAUAUGAUGAGGAAACAAUUAUUUGUUCCAUAAAGUUCCAUAAAAUUUCACUAAAGAUAUCAAGGACAUCAAUUUAUUGUUUCUUGGUCACAGAUUGUUUCUGAUUAUGAAAAUUAUUGAUGUUAUUAUUUUAUAUUUUAUAUAUAGAUUUUAUUCUCAAGCAUUAAUUUAACUUUUUUCUUUAAAAAACAUGAAGCAGUAAUA
Messenger RNA from Carassius gibelio (silver crucian carp), 1998 nucleotides. It is a transcript of the gene rnf180a, whose product is annotated as ring finger protein 180a. The transcript has 4 exons. The record is from RefSeq and is a predicted model, not a curated record. Gene Ontology annotation, molecular function: metal ion binding; ubiquitin protein ligase activity; ubiquitin conjugating enzyme binding. NCBI's taxonomy places the organism in Eukaryota, Metazoa, Chordata, Actinopteri, Cypriniformes, Cyprinidae. Bases 14 to 1204 code for a protein of 396 amino acids. Gene Ontology annotation, biological process: positive regulation of proteasomal ubiquitin-dependent protein catabolic process; norepinephrine metabolic process; protein polyubiquitination. Gene Ontology annotation, cellular component: endoplasmic reticulum membrane.